Molecule: messenger RNA, 1768 nt
Organism: Brassica rapa (field mustard)
Lineage: Eukaryota; Viridiplantae; Streptophyta; Magnoliopsida; Brassicales; Brassicaceae
Source: RefSeq, a predicted model, not a curated record
CCAUCGGGAGGGGACGUGGCGUCUGGUCCAAACAUCCUCAAAUAUGUUCUAUAUUAAAAAACCAAAACACACAAUGCAGCACACAAGAACUUGGUUGUUAAAUGCUGCAUUGUAAAUAAUUUUGUUUAUGAAUUUAGUAAUGUGAUCUGCGAUUAUGUGAUGGUGAGUUUUGGACGUUUAGACAUAAGCAUAUUGAUAUGUACACUCGUAUCUCACAUAAAUUUGUUAAAUCUCAGUAAACUAUUACUAAAAUAUAAUAGUAAGCUCAUAAUUAAAAAAAGGUCACCGACUUGUACGCUUUUUCAGGUGUAAUGCCAUAAACAAAUAGGAGGUCAAUUCUGUUAUAAAAAAAAUGAAUAUCAUAUUCAUAUAGAAUAGAGCAACUACUAUAUGCAUUGUCACAUCAUGUGCAGUAUUAAUGGGGGCAUCUGAAUUUCACUUCAUCUUCCAAAUACCGCGUUUCCCAAAUCAGCAAGCCAACAAGUUAGCGUACCGUAAGAAGAAGUUUCGCAAUGCACCAAUUGUACAUCUCGUCGAUAAUACAUUCAUCAACUUUCUGUUUAUCAUUAACAUAUCUUACUAAGUUGAUACGACUAUAUCAUCGGUGAUUUCAUUUUGAGCCUAAAAUUUCAAGUGCCUCUAUUUCGGUAGCCCUGUCUCACAAACAAAACAUAGGUCAAAUCAAAUGUGUAUAUCGCUCCUAGCAACGUAAUUAGACUAAAUAUUUAGAAGAAAUGCAAAAUCCAAAGGUGUUUAUGUAACAUUGUUUGAUUGACGGUGAUUGAUGAAUAGUAAAAGCCGUGUAAGAAGGUUUAAACCAUAAUCACCGAAUCUUUAACAAAGGUGGUAAUGAAAAUGACGUGGAAGAAAAUGAAAGUGGGUCCCGUUAUUACCAAAUCGUGAUUGGCAAGUGGCAACGCGUUAAUCCAUAAUCAUACAGCCCCCACUUCUAUUCGUCUUUAUUUUAUCCAAAUAAUAAGCUUAUAAAUAUUUUUCCACUUGUCCAUCAUCUUCUCCAACGAACAACGACCUAAAACUUACAAAUCAUAUCUCAAAACAAUGAAAGCUACACUGAUUUCUUCGACAGCUUCAGUCUCACCGCUCCGGUUCCAUCCAUUGGUGUUUUCUCCGAAUGAAACGACGACGUUUAGGACACAGAAGAAGAAGACGAUGAGCGUUUCUGCUGCUGCGUCUUCCGGGAAGGACCAUUACUACGGAGGAGGGAGGUUAGUGGACGAGAACAUGAUCGUCUUAAGGAAACGCAUCCACGAGAUGAAGAUGGUUGAGCGAAACUACGAGCCUCCUUCUCACUGGAUGGAUUGGGAGAAGCGUUUCUACAGCAGCUACGACUCUGUAAUCUGCGAUUCCGUUGGUCUUCUCCAGAGUUUCCUCAUGAAUUCUCGCCCCACCGUCGCGAUUGUGACGCUGCUUCUCCUCCUGAUCAGCGUUCCCGUUUCCUCCUCUGUUCUCGCGUUUCGCCUUCUUGACCUUCUUCAUUGGGUUCUCGCCGCCGCAACAUUGGGCCACGUGGGCUGAUCUGCUCGCCUCGUUUCUUUCUUUUUCUUUUUACUUGCCCACAAUUUUUUUUGGGUAUAUUAGUUAUGUUUAUUAUAUACACAUAUUCUUUAAUUAUUUAUCUGAUUUUCACUUUUAGCUUAUAAUAUAUGUUCAAAAUCUCGUUAUUUAUUUAUUCUUACAUAGAGUUUGAAUGCAUUCUAAAAGUGGAAACAAUACAUUCUAAUUACAAAAACAUUUCUUAUUAUGAUAA